AACACCUGCUGGGAAGCCACCUUAAAUAGGACUCCGGAGAGAACGGAAAAUGCCAUAAAUGAAGACAUUUUGACUUGGAGCUACAUUCGCAAGCCGACCACUGCAAUUUUCAAUUAAGAAACCACUAAGCUCGGAAUAAAUUAACACGAUGGGAUAUGCGCCACUGCUUAUGUUGCUGCUUGUCACACAGCUUACCCGGGCACCACACCCCCUCGCCAACCCCGUGGAAUGCCAAGCAAGCCAGUACCUGGAUGAGCACGGGCAGUGCGCCCCCUGCAGGGCAUGUGGACCUGGACUGGAGCUUUCCAAGGAGUGCGGCUAUAGUGAAGGGGGUGAUUCCCAGUGUCUGCCCUGCCGUCCCAGGAGGUUCAAGGACAGCUGGGGCCAUCAAGGCUGCAAACCCUGCCUCUCCUGCAGCCUAAUCAACCGGAUCCAGAAGGCCCCGUGCACGGCCACCUCGAACACAGCCUGCGGCGGAUGCUUCCCUGGCUUCUACAGCAAAACCCAGAUCGGAGGACUGCAGGAUCUGGAAUGUGUUCCCUGCACCAAGCAGACUCCCCCGUCUGAACCACAGUGCCUCUCGAGAAUUAGCCAGAAGGUAGAAAAUCCUGCCAGGCCUCCACUUGACAGCAGCCCCCUCGUGGUGCUCACCAGCGGUGCCCUGGUCAUCGUUGUCUUGGUCUCCUUCCUCUCUCUCCUCUACUGCCAGCAGUUCUGGAAACACCAGUGCCAGCGCGUGUUCCUGCGGAGACGGGAUUUCUCCACUCAGAGCGUGACGUUUCAGGCUUCUCCAGGGCCUGAGCAACUGCUGGAUCCCUGCUGCUUGGGCAUCAAGCGCUUAAGCCCUGCACAAGAACCACUGGAAGGUCCUGCAGCAGCUGCCCAGUUCUUCUCUGAGGGCGAAGUGCUCCGUUUCCAUCUGCCCAGUCAGCAAGCGAAUUGGGACUUCUCCAAACUGAUCACAGCUGGCCCCAAAGCCCUGCAGGCCGGGAGCCCCCGGGAGCCCCGACCCCUGCUCCGGAACUCUGGCUGUAGCGACUGUUCCACCAGAGCCUCUUCCUUCACGGAGCUCCAGCCAGAUUCUGCCAGGGACACCGAUGAUCCGGAGCCUCUCUCCUCAUGUGCCACGGAGAUGCAGCAUCAGUGGCCUCAUGCCCCUGUGGAAUGCACCGAGCUGGACCUGCGGAACUUCUCUGCCCAGGCGAAGCAGCUGCACCGAGAGGAUGCCAAGGAGAGGGAUGUCCGGGUGAGCUUGAGAGGUGGGACUGAACCAGUUCCUGCCUCAUGCGUUGGCCAAGCAUCGCAGGCCAGGCUCACCUCAGGAUCUCCCCACAGCUCUUGUUCAUCCUUCCGAAAUCCUGUUGCUGAGUGUGGGGAGCAACUGUGUGAUGAUGGUCGCGGCUGAGGCCUGAGAUGUCGCCCGAGCGAGUAAGUGACAAGAGUGCCGUUCGCUCUACCUGCAGCUGGGUCUCCGUGUACAGAGCUGAGGUUGCUGUCCAGUGACCUAUGCAACAGGACCGUGUCUGUGCCAUCACUAACUCUCUCGGUAGCCAGCAUUCCGCUGGCCUUCCUGUGAUCCCCUGCCCACUGUUUGGACCCAACUGUGCCUGGGAUCAAGCAUUUCGGGCACGUGGAGGUGGAUUUGGGCCUUCCACACCACCAGCUGAACCUGUUGCGUGGCUGCCCUCCUGGAUGUGGACACUCUCUGCUGUGCUCACCUUGGUCUGAACUCUCCCU
Messenger RNA from Sphaerodactylus townsendi, 1737 nucleotides. Its product is annotated as tumor necrosis factor receptor superfamily member 27-like. Gene Ontology annotation, biological process: positive regulation of canonical NF-kappaB signal transduction; positive regulation of JNK cascade. Bases 149 to 1405 code for a protein of 418 amino acids. The transcript is spliced from 9 exons. Gene Ontology annotation, molecular function: protein binding; signaling receptor activity. Gene Ontology annotation, cellular component: plasma membrane. Lineage: Eukaryota; Metazoa; Chordata; Lepidosauria; Squamata; Sphaerodactylidae. The record is from RefSeq and is a predicted model, not a curated record.